Molecule: messenger RNA, 1449 nt
Organism: Naegleria lovaniensis
Lineage: Eukaryota; Heterolobosea; Eutetramitea; Acrasida; Naegleriidae
Exons: 1
Coding region: 1-1449 (482 amino acids)
Source: RefSeq, a predicted model, not a curated record
AUGCCCUCCCCCGUCCCUCCACCUAUGUCCGUGUUAAGUUAUUACAAUAAUAGACAGAAUCUGAACAAUGAGAAUUCUUCAACAUUUCCAAAUAGUCUUGCUCAAUUUCAACCUCCACAGAACAAUCUUGCAGAACCUGUUCUUGGAAUGAACUUUCCACGGCCAUUAAAUGCUGUUGCACCACCUGAUUCGUCCUCAACAACAUCACAUAGUACAACCUUCCCUGUAUCUCCUUCGAGUGACGAUGAAGAGGCUCAGUAUCUUGCACAAUCAAUUUAUUGGUCAUCAACAGAAGGACACGAUUCUAGUCCUCCAGAGGACAUUUACUGUACGUCAGGGAGCUAUUUGAAUUCAAGACAUAAAACUCCUAUUCAUGAGGAUCAAUCCCUUUUGACACCAGCUUUUGAUAUUACUAGUAGAUACAUACAUGGAAGAGAUGAAUUGAAGAACGUGGUCCAAUUACAGUUAUACUCUGAGGAGGAGCAACAAGAGCCAUCGACAAAGAAUAUUAAUAUUUCAGAUUCUGUGUGCUCUUCUUUCAUUGGAGAAAAUACUACACUGAAAUGCGUGUUAUUAUUCACAACGGCGAAUCGUGAAAUUCCAUCCAAGUUAUUUUCUGGUUUGAAAACAUUGCGAAAAUUAGUCGUUUGGAGUUGCAAUGCGGCCAUGAGAUUGUGGAAUUCUUCUUUGAAGGAAAUAGUAAUGAUCAAUACCGGAAUAUACGGUCAAAAAUACCAAUUGACGGGCCUAGAGAAGUUCACAAAAUAUAAGGUGACAACAGAUAGAGAUGAAUUUCCAAUAUCGAGAUCUGAGAACAUGGAAGAUGCUGCUUCUAUUAAGCAAAAAAAAAUUGAAACCAAAAAUGCUGGCCAUCUUAUUGAGUAUUUUCAAACACAACUCGAAUCAAGAGUUGCGAUGAAAUUAUUGGAAAAAAUUAGCCAAUUGACACGUAAUGAAAGCGGGAAUGUUACCUUACUGCUACAAAAAGCUGCAGCUCAAAAAGGAGUCAAAGCUGCAAUGGACUUUAUGGCCUAUUUGAUCAAAAAGUUACAAUUUCCUUGUGAACAGUUGGACUUGUUCCUCCAGUUAAAUUCUUCUACUCAUGCUCUGCAAUGUAUCGCACAAUUUGCAGUGUAUUUAUGCAAUGAAUAUCAAGGUGGAAGACUCUUAACAAUUCCCAAUGUUCAAAAACCAGAAUCUAUUCUGCUGCUUUUAUUGAGCUAUGGUUGGAAUUGUUGGGCUCAACACGAUGCGUUUAUUUACGUUAUGGUUUCAUUUCUUUCAGAACAGAGGCAACAACAAUUUUUGGAACAUGCAUUGAAAACAUAUUAUGACACGAUGAAUGUCGAUGGAUUUAUUCACUCAUUUUACAUUGCCAUGCACAAAACACAACAUCCAUCAUUACUACCAUUUUGUCCUAUUUACUCUUACAUCGAGAAGAAGUAUUGA